Molecule: messenger RNA, 2677 nt
Organism: Cyprinodon tularosa
Lineage: Eukaryota; Metazoa; Chordata; Actinopteri; Cyprinodontiformes; Cyprinodontidae
Product: E3 ubiquitin-protein ligase TRIM21-like
Exons: 3
Coding region: 269-1918 (549 amino acids)
Biological process (GO): protein ubiquitination
Molecular function (GO): protein binding; zinc ion binding; ubiquitin-protein transferase activity
Source: RefSeq, a predicted model, not a curated record
UAAAGGCUGAGAAUAAAAGCAGAGCUUCAGUCCAGACUAGUUUCUCCGUCUCUGUCAGAGUUUCUUCUGUCUUCCUCAUCAACCAACUCAAACAGCGGUAAUGGGAGGAGCAGCACUGAGUUUAAAACGUCACUUUGCAGAAAUGAAAGUGAAAGUUUGUCAGAAUAAAGCCUGAGCUGCCAUAGAAAAACACGUCCCUGUUCCUCCUGAAGACGAACUAAGUUCAUCUUUUCCUUUCCAACAACAGACUCUGAUUCUGAGUUCAGACAUGUCUUCUAGCAGCAACCUGCGGUCUGAGGAUCAGUUCCUGUGCUCCAUCUGUCUGGAUGUCUUCACUGAUCCAGUCAGCACACCAUGUGGACACAACUUCUGCAAAGCCUGCAUCACUCAGCACUGGGAUGGAAAUGUUCUCUACAAUUGUCCUCUGUGCAAAGAACAUUUCACCUCUAGACCUCAGCUGAAGGUCAACACCUUCAUCAAAGAGAUGGUUUCUCAGUUCAGACGUGAAGCUCAGCAGGAAGCCAUCAGCAGCAGCAGCUCAGAGCAACAAGCUGCCAAACCAGGAGAAGUUCCCUGUGACGUCUGCACUGGAACCAAACUGAAGGCCCUGAAGUCCUGCCUGGUGUGUCUCCUCUCCUACUGUCAGACUCACCUGGAGCCUCAUCUGACAGCUCCACGUCUGAAGAAACAUCAGCUGAUGGAGCCUGUGGAGAACCUGGAGGACAGGAUGUGUCUGCAGCACGAUAAACCUCUGGAGCUGUUCUGUAGAACCGACCAGACAUGUGUCUGUUCGCUCUGUCCUGUUUUGGACCAUAAGAACCACGAGUUUGUUCCUCUGAGAGAAGAAACUGAAGGAAAGAAGGCAGAGCUGAGGAAGACAGAGGAUGAAGUUCAGAAGAUGAUCCAGAACAGACGAGUGAAGAUUCAGGAGAUCAAAGAGUCGGUGAAGAUCAGUAAAGAUGCUGCAGACAGAGAGAAAGCAGAAGGUGUUGAGGUCUUCACUGCUCUGAAGGAGUCUGCUGAGAGAGGCCUGAAGGAGCUCAUCAAGGAGAUCGAAGACAAACAGAAAACUGCAGAGAAACAGGCUGAAGACUUCAUCAAAGAUCUGGAACAGGAAAUCUCUGAGCUGAUGAAGAGGAGCUCUGAGGUGAAGCAGCUCUCCCAGUCUGAAGACCACCUCCACCUCCUCCAAAGCUUCUCCUCCCUGAAAGCUGCUCCACCCACCAAGAACUGGACAGAGGUCAGAGUCCGUCCACCAUCAUAUGAGGGGACUGUGGUGAGAGCUGUGACUCAGCUGGAGGAGAAGAUCAGGGAGAAGAUGAAGAAGAUGAUGAAGGCUGAGAUGAAGAGGGUCCAGCAGUCUGCAGUGGAUGUGACUCUGGAUCCUGAUACAGCUCAUCCUGACCUCAUCCUGUCUGAUGAUGGAAAACAGGUGAAAGCUGGAGAUGUAGAGAAAGAUCUACCAGACAAUCCAGAGAGAUUUUCUUGGUGUGCUAAUGUUUUAGGACGUCAGAGUUUCUCUUCAGGCAGAUUUUACUUUGAGGUUCAGGUUAAAGGAAAGACUGACUGGGAUUUAGGAGUGGCCAGAGAGUCCAUCAACAGGAAGGGGAAGAUCAAACUGAGACCUCAGAAUGGUUACUGGACUAUUUGGUUGAGGAAUAGCAAUGAGUACAAAGCUCUUGCUGGUCCUCCAGUCCGUCUCCAUCUCCAUCCUGGUCCUGAGAAGGUGGGGGUGUUUGUGGAUUAUGAGGAGGGUCUGGUCUCCUUCUAUGAUGUAGAUGCUGCAGCUCUGAUCUACUCCUUUACUGGCUGCUGCUUCACUCAGAAACUCUACCCAUUCUUCGGUCCCUGUAAGAAUGAUGAAGGUAAAAACUCUGCUCCUCUGAUCAUCUGUCCUGUUAAUCAGGCUGAUGGUUGAUCUGAUGAAGCUCCAUGAAGAAUAAAUCUGUUGGUGAAGAACCUCCAACCUGAGUGACUCUGUAGUAAAAUCCUAAUGUGUCUGAUUCCUCUCUGCUAUUCAUGCAUCAUCUCCAAGCUCAGCUCCAGACCCUCAGAUCUUCCAUCCAUCCAUCACUUCCUUCAUGCUUCAUUUAUUUCAGGUGUUUCUGAUCAGAGACAUUAAACAAAGUCAGAUUCAGGAAGUAGCAGCAGCUUCCUGUCCACAGCUCCUCUAGUUUACAGGCCCAGUCUGUGGUUUGGCUUUAAAACUGAAAACUAGAAACAAACUGUUUAAAACUAACAGAGAAAAAGACUGAAGGAAAAACCCAGAUAGAUAAUGACAGCAGAUAAACAGCAACGGCUGCAACAUGAUGUGGUAAAGAGGCCCAGCUGUCAUUUUUCAAACUGGGACCAUUAAAAGUGGGCUUUGGUUCCAGGUUCUUGACCAGAACCAUGGUUCUCCUGCAUCAUUUUAUAGUUUUCUCCUCUUUACUGGAGCUGAACUCAACUGUUGGUCGGAUCAUUGACCAGAAGGGAAUAAAAGGAGACUCAUCUGGGAUUGAUUGAUUGUUUUCCUCUUGAUGUUUUCAUGUUUCAGUUUAUUGGUUCAAUUUUAUUGAAGUUGGGGUUUGAUUUGUUUUCAUUUGAUGCUCAGAUUAAAACUGUUUAACUGGAGAAACUGUAAAACCUAAUAAUGGCAUCUAUGUUUGGUUGGGAACGAUUAAAAUCAUUCAGAAAA